GGCAGGAAUUGCACGAUCUGGCAGGAGAAAUACCUUUUACAACAUGCUGAAGAUGCAAAGAUACCAGUGUGAAAACCGUCCCUUCAAGGAGAGGAAAAGUUUUGCAACUCGGAUAAAUGAGACAACAGAAAUUCGGGGGAAGUAUCCCAACAAAAUUCCAGUGGUAGUGGAACGUUACAGGAAGGAGAAGACUCUUCCCCAGUUGGAUCGGAUCAAGUAUUUGGUUUCUCCAGAUAUAUCCCUGUCCCAGUUUCUUUUCACUCUGAGAACCCGGCUGUCCCUCACAGCUACACAAGCCUUCUAUUUACUCGUGAACAAUCAAACCUUACCCUGUCCUAGUCUGACUAUUUUGGAGAUCUACAAUGACAACAAGGAUGAAGAUGGCUUCCUCUAUAUGACCUAUGCUUCUCAAGAGAUGUUUGGUGCAGGAGUCUCUUCGGAACACCAAUGAAGCCAUCUCGGUGGGGGGGGGAUCCAUGCCUCCCUAAGAGCCAAAAAUCAGUGAAAAAAAAUAAUUUAAAGACCGUUUUUGCACGAGAAUGGCAUGGGAGGGUCUUCGCAGCCAGCCACAGGAUUUUCUCUUAUGACUUUGGUCCCUGAUGCUACUACUUCACUGUUUCACUUGAAUGGAAUUUUGGGACGACGUGGGGCUUUGAGGUUCUUACUAACUCUGCGAGUUGUUAGCUUAAUCCACUGCCAACUUAUUUUUUUAAUUAGUCUUACUGUUUUAUUUAUUUAUUCAUUUAUUUAUUUUCUUCACAAAAUGAAUUUCACUUCCCAUUGCACGC
Ahaetulla prasina is the source of this 788-nucleotide messenger RNA. Its product is annotated as microtubule-associated proteins 1A/1B light chain 3C-like. Gene Ontology annotation, cellular component: cytosol; autophagosome; autophagosome membrane. Gene Ontology annotation, molecular function: ubiquitin protein ligase binding. The coding region runs from base 44 to 451 and encodes 135 amino acids. Lineage: Eukaryota; Metazoa; Chordata; Lepidosauria; Squamata; Colubridae. Gene Ontology annotation, biological process: autophagy of mitochondrion; autophagosome assembly; cellular response to nitrogen starvation. The transcript is spliced from 4 exons. The record is from RefSeq and is a predicted model, not a curated record.